CCCAGGAGCCCUUGGCCCACACAUCACUCUCGGCCUUCUGGAAUGUUUCAAAAUUUGUGGCUCGAACUUGGCCUCCCCGAAAAUAUUCGAUGGCUGGAGCACCUGGCGUAAGGGACAAGCUAAAUCUAAUUGUCGGCGGCGAUGUCUGCGAAGUAUAUCAUGAUGAGUUCAACUCCGGAUCCUUUGGCUUCUGGUGCGGACUUAUCGGGUUGGCUGUCUUCGCGCUCUUUCUGGCCUACUUUCAUAUGAACAGGGAGCGAAUAAGCCCGACCGACUAAGCCCACUUUACUGACUUUUAAAAUAUAAGGAUAAUGUAAUAAAUAAAGAGUCGUUUUAAGCCGUUUUA
This is a messenger RNA of Drosophila ficusphila, 346 nucleotides long. RefSeq lists its product as uncharacterized. The record is from RefSeq and is a predicted model, not a curated record. Lineage: Eukaryota; Metazoa; Arthropoda; Insecta; Diptera; Drosophilidae. The transcript has a single exon. The coding region runs from base 90 to 278 and encodes 62 amino acids.